AUGAACAUAUCUUGCAAUAAGACUAACCCUCCAUUAGGAGGCCUGCUUGCAGCAGAGUUUUAUAGACCAUUAGUAAAAAAAAUAGAAGUAAUAUGGGGUAGUGAAUCCAGUGUCACUCUACCCAAUUCGUCUAAAGCUGUGCCAUAUGGAACAAGCAAUGACUUGAUAAGGAUACUUGAAAAUGCCUUUAAUAAAUCGGCUGGACCACUACAGAAAGUCACCAUGAACCAUUGGCUAUCAUUUAGUCUUGUAUUAGAUGAAGAAAUUUCCCAAUCUAUUGAAUACCUAGACAAGAUCCUUGGCCCCUUAACUUAUCUUGUUGGGGAGUCAAUAUCUGUUUCAGAUUUAGCAGUAUUUAGUGUUUUGCAUGUUUCCAGCAAAUUUAAGGAGAUUUCUUCAAAAAAACCUCCAACAAACAUUGCCCGAUGGAUGAAGUUGAUACAGGCCCAAGAAUUUGUGGGUAAGGCUCUUAGAGAAAUACCAACAGAUGUUCUGGAAAACCUUACUAAGGCAAGGAGAUCUCCAGCAAAUAAAGAACCUGGGUCUGGACGUCUAGCUGAGGGCAAGUUUGUUGAACUACCUCAUGCUGAAAUGAGUAAAGUCAUUGUGAGAUUCCCUCCUGAAGCUUCUGGGUAUCUUCACAUUGGUCAUGCCAAGGCAGCUUUGCUGAAUCAAUACUAUCAGCAAGCCUUUAAUGGAAAACUCAUUAUGAGAUUUGAUGACACAAAUCCUGCUAAAGAAAAUGCUGAAUUUGAAAAGGUUAUCUUAGAAGACGUGGAAAUGUUAGAAAUAAAGCCAGACAUGUUUACGCACACAUCACAGUAUUUUGACCUAAUGUUAGAAUACUGCGAGAAGCUCAUUAAGGAUGGCAAGGCAUUUGUGGAUGAUACACCAGCUGAACAGAUGAAAAAUGAAAGGGACCAAAAAAUCGAAAGCAAGAACAGAAAUAAUUCUGUUGAAAAGAAUCUGCAAAUGUGGGAAGAGAUGAAAAAGGCAAGUUCCAUAGGAGUGCAGUGUUGUGUGCGCGCCAAGAUCGAUAUGCAGUCAGCCAAUGGAUGCUUGCGUGACCCCACUAUCUAUCGCUGCAAGCCGGAAACUCACCCGCGUACUGGCAGGAAAUAUAAAGUUUACCCGACAUAUGACUUCGCUUGCCCAAUAGUAGAUGCUAUAGAAGGAGUAACUCAUGUCUUACGUACUAUGGAGUAUCAUGACCGUGACCCCCAAUUCUAUUGGUUCAUAGAUGUUCUUGGACUGAGAAAACCAUAUAUUUGGGAGUACAGCCGGUUGAGUAUGACCAACACGGUGCUAUCCAAAAGGAAACUUACAUGGUUUGUGGAGCAAGGACUGGUUGAUGGAUGGGACGACCCGCGCAUGCCGACGGUGCGCGGCGUGCUGCGGCGCGGCAUGACGGUGGAGGCGCUGCGCCAGUUCAUACACGCGCAGGGCUCCAGCCGCUCCGUCGUUUUCAUGGAGUGGGACAAGAUCUGGGCCAUCAACAAGAAGGUCAUCGACCCUAUAGCUCCUCGCUAUACGGCUCUCGAAUCAAAACCAGUGCCAGUAAAUCUAAAAGGAGUAACUUCGGCCAGCACUUUGACUGUGGCAUUGCACCCUAAAAAUCUAGACGUAGGUUCAAAGACCGUUUGGGUGGCUCCGCGCUUGCUUAUAGAUCAGGUUGAUGCUGCAACGUUAAAGGAGGGAGAGAACGCUACAUUCAUCAAUUAUGGGAACAUCAUGAUUGACAAAAUACAUAAGGCGGCAGAUGGUACUGUGACUAGUAUUGACGCUACACCCAAUUUAGAAAACAAGGACUACAAGAAAACCUUAAAGUUGACGUGGUUAGCUGAUACCCCGCAAUCACCAAUGGUGGAGACGUAUUGUGUAUUUUACGAUCACAUUAUAUCCAAACCUGUUCUUGGAAAGGAUGAGGAUUUCAAGCAAUAUAUUGGACAUCAAACAAGGUGGGAAGUGCCUAUGUUGGGUGAGCCGGAACUGGCUAAAGUGCGCGUGGGCGACAUCAUCCAGCUACAGAGGCGCGGGUUCUUCCGCGUGGAUGCUGGCGCUGGACCGCGCUCGCCGCACACCGGCCGCACCGCGCCGCUCGUGCUGCUGCACGUCCCCGACGGACACAGCAAGGAGAUGCCGGGCCAGCCAAAAUCAAUUCAAAUAACUCAGGCUAAGCAAUCAGUACCGACUGCGGCGUCAACUGGCAAUUCGGAUAAAUUGAACGAGGAUAUCACGAAACAAGGCGAGCUGGUGCGUUCGCUCAAGGCUGCCAAGGCUGAAAAAGCCAAAGUAGACGAGGCUGUCAAGAUCUUGCUGGACCUGAAAGCCAAAUUCAAGGUUGCGACGGGACAGGACUGGAAGCCUGGAGCAGCACCAGCACAGAAUAAAUCGCCAGUCGGUGAUGCCUCUACUUUGAAUCAAGAGAUUACGAAGCAAGGUGACCUGGUGCGAUCUCUAAAGACCGCCAAGGCGGAUAAAACCAAAAUCGACGAGGCCGUUAAGGUUCUAUUGGACCUUAAAGCGAAAUACAAGGCAGUUACUGGACAGGACUGGAAACCUGGCGCUGCACCAGCACCUUCGCCAACUUCGACACCGUCUGGCGACGCGUCAGAUUUGAACCAACAAAUUACUCAACAAGGCGACUUAGUACGUUCCUUAAAAGCAAGCAAAGCCGAUAAGACGAAGGUCGACGAAGCCGUGAAAGUCCUUUUGGAUCUUAAGGCGAAGUAUAAGACUGCUACUGGACAGGAGUGGAAGCCAGGUGCAGCACCAGCAGCUGUUUCGGCUGCCCCACCGUCUGGUGAUGUUGCUGCUUUGAACCAGGACAUCACUAAGCAGGGUGAUCUCGUCCGAUCGCUAAAGGCCAAUAAAGCUGAAAAAGCAAAAGUCGAUGAAGCUGUGAAGAUACUUUUAGAACUGAAAUCGAAAUAUAAAGCUGCUACCGGACAGGAGUGGAAACCCUCACCACAGCAGACCAACGCACAUCCUUCCCCGGCGCCGCAACAGUCCAACGCGGAAGUCGACGCCUUACUGUCAGCUAUCAGUGUUCAAGGAGACAAAGUCCGGCAGCUCAAGUCGGCAAAGGCGGAGAAAUCUGUCGUAGACGUAGAGGUUAAAAAUCUACUGAACUUAAAAGCACAGUACAAGUCCAUCACCGGCAAGGAUUGGUCACCAAACGCCGCUCCUUCAAAGGAAGUCAGCAAAAACACGAAAAAGGAAGAAACCGCGGUUCCACCCAAAAACACUAUGGAAGAGAAGGGAAGUGCUUUGGCAGCGGAAAUUACUCGCCAAGGAGAUCGUGUCAGGGAGCUAAAGGCCAAUAAGGCGGAUAAGGCUGCUAUUGACGCUGAAGUUAAGAAGCUUCUAGAAUUGAAAGCGCAGUACCAAGCUGAAACCGGCACAGCUUAUGCUGCGCCCGCUCAAUCGAAGGAAACGAAGCCCAAAGAAAAGAAAGAGAAGCCUAAAGAAGUGAAGAAGGAAGCCAAGGCGAAAGAACCAUCACCGAAACCUGCGAAAGAGGAGUCAUCUACCGGUGUGAAGAAAGUUACCCGUCUAGGUCUGGAGGCGAGUAAGGAUACAGACCUUCCCGAAUGGUACUCGCAGGUCAUCACUAAAUCGGAGAUGAUAGACUACUAUGAUAUCUCCGGCUGCUAUAUCCUGCGGCCGUGGUCGUACAGUAUAUGGGACCAGAUUAGGAGCUUCCUCAGUCCAGAGCUGAAAAAACUCGGCGUCAAAGAUGGAUACUUCCCCAUAUUCGUGUCUAAGGCGGCGUUGGAGCGCGAGAAGACGCACAUAGCGGACUUCGCGCCGGAAGUGGCGUGGGUCACGCACUCGGGCUCUUCCGAGCUGGCCGAGCACAUCGCCAUCCGGCCCACCUCCGAGACCGCCAUGUACCCGGCGUACGCGCGCUGGAUCCAGAGCCACCGCGACCUGCCCUACAGGCUCAACCAGUGGAACAACGUGGUCAGAUGGGAGUUCAAACAGCCGCAACCGUUCCUUCGUACGCGUGAGUUCCUGUGGCAAGAGGGUCACACGGCUUUCCGCACACCUGAGGAGGCAGGGGAAGAAGUCCUACAAAUUUUAGACUUGUACGCGCGAAUCUACGAAGAGUUGCUUGCUAUCCCCGUGAUAAAGGGCCGCAAAACGGAGAAGGAGAAAUUCGCUGGCGCCGAUUAUACGACAACCGUAGAGGCGUACGUGCCAGCUAGCGGAAGAGGCAUACAGGGUGCUACAAGUCACCAUCUCGGCCAGAACUUCUCGAAGAUGUUUGAAAUCGUAUACGACGACCCUGACACACAAGAGAAGAAAUACGUGUACCAGAACUCGUGGGGAAUCACUACCAGAACUAUCGGCGUAAUGAUCUUGGUGCACGGUGAUGACAGAGGUUUAGUGCUGCCGCCCCGUGUGGCCGAAAUACAAGCCAUUGUAGUGCCCUGUGGUAUCACUGCCUCUAGCACCACCGAAGAACGGAAGAAGCUGAUCGACUCAUGCAAGGAGCUGGUGAAUGACCUCGUGAAGGCUGGUAUCAGAGCCGAUGGAGAUUACAGGGAUAACUAUUCGCCGGGUUGGAAGUUUAAUCAUUGGGAAUUAAAGGGUGUCCCCGUUCGAGUGGAGUUGGGCCCGAAGGAUAUGUCUCGCGGCGAAGUGGUGGCUGUACGUCGGCUCACUGGUGACAAGCGCACAAUCAAACGGGACGCGGUCGCCACCGAACUCAUCGCAUUGCUCGAGAAGACCCAUGAUGAGAUGUUUGAAAGGGCAACAAAAGAAAGAGAUUCACGACUAUCAUUGGUGACUAAAUGGGAAGAAUUCAUCUCAGCAUUGGAAUUAAAGCAUUUAUUGCUUGCACCAUUCUGUGGUGAUAUACCAUGUGAAGACCGUAUCAAAGGUGACAGCGCAAAGACAGAUGAUGAUCCUACUGCAGAAGUUAAAGCUCCUGCUAUGGGUGCUAAAUCCCUCUGUAUACCAUUCAAGCAACCUAGAGAGCUUACUGAUACGGACCAAUGUAUACAUCCUUCAUGCAAAAACAAGCCUAAGUUCAUAACAUUGUUUGGCAGGAGUUAUUAA
Molecule: messenger RNA, 5067 nt
Organism: Parnassius apollo (apollo)
Lineage: Eukaryota; Metazoa; Arthropoda; Insecta; Lepidoptera; Papilionidae
Source: the annotation of a GenBank genome assembly